Nicotiana tabacum (common tobacco) is the source of this 965-nucleotide messenger RNA. RefSeq lists its product as uncharacterized. The record is from RefSeq and is a predicted model, not a curated record. NCBI's taxonomy places the organism in Eukaryota, Viridiplantae, Streptophyta, Magnoliopsida, Solanales, Solanaceae. Gene Ontology annotation, biological process: mitochondrion organization. Gene Ontology annotation, cellular component: mitochondrion; nucleus.
UUUACGGAAAAUAUCAGAGACACAUACGUGCAUUUCUAGAGUUUUCUUCUGAUCCCAAAUCGCUCUCUAGGGUUUCGCCGCCUCUAUCAGGAAAAAUCAUGCCUCGCCGAAGCUCUGGAAGAUCUGCUCCUCGCCCUGCCCCUCGUGCGGCCCCUCGUCCUGCUCCAGCUCCAGCACACCAUGCUCCUCCACCAGCUCCUAUGCAAAGUAGCGGUGGUGGAUCCAUGCUUGGUGGUAUUGGUUCUACCAUAGCUCAAGGGAUGGCCUUUGGUACUGGAAGUGCUGUGGCACACAGGGCUGUAGAUGCGGUCAUGGGUCCACGCACCAUUCAACACGAAACUGUUGCUUCCGAGGUACCUGCCGCAGCAGCUCCUACAAACAUCGGUGCGGGGUCUGAUGCUUGCAGUAUGCACUCUAAAGCAUUCCAAGACUGCAUCAAUAGCUCUGGAAGCGACAUUGGCAAGUGCCAAUUCUACAUGGACAUGUUGUCCGAGUGCAGGAGGAACUCAAUGCUGAAUGCUUAAGCUUCUUGGGCCGCAUUUUAAUAACUUUGAACUCAUUCUUAAUCUGAUUGUUGAAACAGCGAUGGAAUUAUGAUAAAAGGCUGGCUGGUAUUGAUGGAGCAAGUGAAUUAAGUUCUUGGUACCUCUUUUGGGUCAAAUAAUUUAUGCUGAAAUAUGAACUUUAGACUCCUUGAUUUUCAGUUUCAGCAUGCUUUAUAUGCUAUAAUGUGCUUCCUUUGGCUUUUCUUGAUUACUAGCCCGUUGUUGAGGACUUCUGUGACUGUCAGUAAAGUUUUAACUGCGACUAGCUGAUUUAUUAAAGAAUGCCAGGACUUAAUAGCUUUUGGUGUUUGAAGUACUGUAACCUGUGUAACUCACCGUCAUUGGUUCGGAUGGAAACAAUAUUCAGCCUCGAUUCCUAAUACAUUGUUAGGUAUCUGGGGCAUGUAAAAGAUUGCAUAA